UUCUGGCCCGGCGGCUUUCCGGUGGGCUGCGCUGCGAUGGCGGCUGGCGGCUGUGACCCGCGGGCGGCCGACGUCGAGGAGGACGCUUCCCAGCUCAUCUUUCCCAAAGAAUUUGAAACAGCCGAGACUCUCCUGAAUUCCGAAGUGCACAUGCUUUUGGAGCAUCGGAAGCAGCAGAACGAGAGCGCCGAGGAUGAGCAGGAGCUGUCCGAGGUCUUCAUGAAGACACUGAACUACACGGCCCGCUUUAGUCGCUUCAAAAACAGAGAGACCAUUGCCAGUGUUCGGAGUUUAUUACUACAGAAAAAACUACAUAAAUUUGAGCUGGCGUGUCUGGCCAACCUUUGCCCCGAGACCGCAGAGGAGUCCAAGGCUCUGAUCCCAAGCCUCGAGGGCCGGUUUGAAGAUGAGGAACUCCAGCAGAUUCUUGAUGAUAUCCAGACGAAACGCAGCUUCCAGUAUUAACCUCCAGCCAUCCCUGCUUGAAGCCGCCAUGGUCCCAGUACUGGCCUGACUGUAUGGGAAUCCCAUGGAAGAAGACACUCAAGUUUCCCUGGCGGCAGCAACCCGGCCUGGCCUUUGUUCAAGUUGCAGUUUGAAACUUGACUAUUGGACCAUAAUGGGCUUGUCCUCACAGCGAGGCUUUCGUUGUGGUGGACGCCUUAGGCUUCUUGAGCUUGCCUCUGGGUGGGUGAAAUAGGUGACAACCUCAUACCAGCAGUCUUGACUUCUCUGUUACGUACAUGACAACCUCAUACCCGGAUUCUUGGCCCCUUGAUGCUUGGAUUCUUAAUGUUUCCUCUUUAGAUUUCAGUGGUUUUAUAGUUUCUGAUACUAGGGAACAUACAGAACUGCUAUAGGCAACAACAGUUUACCUAAAUGUGAAAAGAAUUAAAGCAGACCAGGAUGAUG
Sorex fumeus (smoky shrew) is the source of this 912-nucleotide messenger RNA. RefSeq names its product RNA polymerase II subunit D (gene POLR2D). Bases 37 to 465 code for a protein of 142 amino acids. Gene Ontology annotation, biological process: mRNA export from nucleus in response to heat stress; nuclear-transcribed mRNA catabolic process, deadenylation-dependent decay; transcription initiation at RNA polymerase II promoter. The transcript has 4 exons. NCBI's taxonomy places the organism in Eukaryota, Metazoa, Chordata, Mammalia, Eulipotyphla, Soricidae. Gene Ontology annotation, cellular component: RNA polymerase II, core complex; P-body. The record is from RefSeq and is a predicted model, not a curated record. Gene Ontology annotation, molecular function: translation initiation factor binding; nucleotide binding.